This is a messenger RNA of Folsomia candida, 1236 nucleotides long. RefSeq lists its product as uncharacterized. The transcript is spliced from 3 exons. The record is from RefSeq and is a predicted model, not a curated record. The coding region runs from base 117 to 1184 and encodes 355 amino acids. Gene Ontology annotation, molecular function: hydrolase activity, hydrolyzing O-glycosyl compounds. NCBI's taxonomy places the organism in Eukaryota, Metazoa, Arthropoda, Collembola, Entomobryomorpha, Isotomidae. Gene Ontology annotation, biological process: carbohydrate metabolic process.
GAGGUGGUGGGGCGCGAUGGGGCAAAAUAUUUAUUAGCAGUCACGUAGUGUGAAAGCUAUAAAAUAAUUGUGCAACCAUCUCAGUCACCACACCACGAGGCAAGGUGGACAUAAAAAUGCUGGCGUCUUUUCCAUCUCUUCUUCUCAACUUGGGGCUCGUGCCGCUUUGUACGGCCAGCACGUACAAAUUCGACCGGAAUCAUGUCGGGGUGGCGUUUGGGCCGUAUACGAAACAAUGGGAGGCGAAUGAUACAAUUCCAGAGUGGAGUUCGUAUACUUUGCAGCAAUUGGAGUGCCAGUUGACCUUGAUCAGUUCAAAGUUUACGUAUAUCGCGACGUACAACUUUGGUACCAGAGACUCCAUCACCUCGCACAUUCCUACCGUGACAGCAUCCAUGAAUAAAGCAGCGAACAAAAAACUACUCUCAAUUGCUCAAGGAAUUCACCAACUGGCCGAUCCAACCUCCCAACUGGCCGAGGUCACCUCCGCAUUCCAAGGGGCUCAAGCUGCCAACGCCAUAUUCCCAAACACCGUCUGGGCCUUAACCGUAAACUGGGAAGAUAUCUUCAGUGUUCAGGAAGGAAUCAAGGUUUCUCAGAUGAUCAACACCAUCAAAAGUCAUCCAGAAUUUCAAGCUUCCAACCUGAAAAUUGGGGCUAGAACGCAAAACUGUGAGACUGCAUUAGACCCCAACAACCAGCACGCUGACAUUGUCGCAAUUCUAACCCAACUCGUACGAGACUCUGACUAUCUGAUGUGCAACCUCUACCCGGACUACACGACCUCAAUGCAGAGCGUCGAAUCUGCCGUUAACUCGGUGUCAAACACCUACUCGAAAUUGAACGAUAUGGUUAAAAGCGUGAAUCCAAAGUGCGACCUGAUCGUGGGAGAAACGGGGUGGCCAUCGGAAGGGGUGGCGUUCAACGGGUCUCCCUCCACCGUCAGCAACAUGGCCAAAUUCUGGGAACUCGUGGGACAAAAGGCGGCAACCCAUGGCGUCAAAGUCGUCAUGUUCGAGGCGAUUGAUGAGCCGUGGAAGUCCGACAGGAGAAACAGGGACCCUCGCGAUGCGAACGGAUUCAACGGGGGGGAAGGUCACUAUGGGUGGUGGGUCCAGAGAAACAAUUCUGAUUCGUGCUCAUUCUUCGAAAAAGCGACCGGUCUCACAGUCAAAAUUGUUUGAAAGUCUUUAAUUGAAAUGAAAUCGUUAAAUAAAGAAAGUUUGUGGAACGUAA